This is a messenger RNA of Mycena citricolor, 3337 nucleotides long. NCBI's taxonomy places the organism in Eukaryota, Fungi, Basidiomycota, Agaricomycetes, Agaricales, Mycenaceae. The record is from the annotation of a GenBank genome assembly.
CGCUUUUGUUGUUGCAUGCCGAUUUGAAGGCAGGCCAGGUCUGCCUCAAGCCUGAGGUAACCUCGGUUUAUACGUGGGCUGCUUGGCUCAGACCUCGCUUCUCUGACUUCUUUCAAUCCACCGCACGCUUUAUACGACGCACAACGUGGGUCUAGUGUGUCAUUUUCCCCUCACCGCCCAUUGUUUUGACCUUGUCCAGAUGCAAGCCCAGCCCAACGCCGCAGUGUUCUGCGAUUUCUCGGCGCAGAGUUGGCAGACCAUGUACAAUGGUCAGGGACCAUAUGCGACGGAUGGGACCUUCCAGACGGUGGAUUCGAGCGCAGGGCCGAGUCGCGUCCUCACCCGACGUCAGCGUGCGUUGGCCCAUGAGCAUCGUCCGUACGAUAUCCAGCGUGCGACCAUGUACAUGCCAAAUUCUGCCUCUCGCCCUCAGACUCCGCCCAAUUCGGGCAUGGAGGCGAGUAUCGCUCAUCACGACUUCAAUCAAGCCCAGACAAGACGCGAGUUCACCCCUUCUGGGCUUUCUCCUCUCAGCAUGCCGCAGGGAAUGCAAUCGCCUUACAACAAUCCACUCACGCCCUCUACGACUUCUUCACCUUACACUACCUACAGUUUCUUUGGACAUUCUCGUGCCAACUCCCUUUCCGCAGCGACAAAUCGCGCAGCAUCUCCGGCGCUCAGUACUGUCUCCGCGCUGACGUCCGUGUCAUCGGCAUCAGCUCCGACCAGAGCGCCCAAUAGCACGAGCUCCUCCUCCUCCUUCGGUCUCUCUUCCACUUCUGGCUCUCCGCUCUCUGGAUCCGCGAGCACCAGCGCGUCGGCCAGUCCGCAACUCGGUCCGCUACGCCAGAAACAAAAAAAGCAGCGCCUCUUCAACAUGGAUAGAAAAGCCAUUUGUGAAUACGCUGUACGCCAUCCCACCGCUCGGCAGGAGGACAUCGCUCGUCAAUAUGGUGUUGAACGCAGCACCAUUAGCAAGAUCCUGAAGAACAAGACAAAAUGGUUAAAUGUCCCUGUCGAUGAGGAACUGAAGAUUGCCAAGCACAGGCCGUCCAAGUUUCCUGAAAUCGAAACGGAUAUGAUGGAUGUGCUGCUUGCCGCUCGGGACAACAACGCUCCCCUGACUGAUGCCUUCAUCCGGAUCAAGGCUCGCGAAGUCGCCCUGAAGUUAGGCAUCGGUGAAGACCGUUUCAAAGCCAGUGCAGGAUGGGUGGAAAAUUUCAAGCAUCGGCACGGUAUCAAGGGUGGAAUCUGGUCCGGACAUGGGCGAAAUGUUCGCGCGGCUGCCAGUCGUGGAGCUGGGCUCGAUCCCAUUCUGCUGGGAGGUCCGCUACCUGUCUCUCGUCCACGGCACUCUCCAGAUCCAAUGGAUCCAUCGACGGAGAUUCCAGCUACUGGCCCAUCCUGGCUGAUGGCGCCGGUCGAGCCUCCACCUGGUGUACAUCCUUCUUCGGCGCCUGUCUCUCAAAGUCCCAAUACACCGGAUGAGAUAGCGCCCGUUGUCGAUGCAGCCAGCUGGAUGAUGUCGAAUGCACCGCCGCCUCCGUCGCACGAUGAUCCGGGCAACCUUUCGGGAUGGUUGACGCAGUCGGAGAGCGCACAAUCUUCUGUCGACGAAGCUGCAUGGAUUUCUCCCAACCAUAACGGUGAGAUGGCAGCCGAUCAGCUGUCGUCGAACCAACACUCGGCAAAUGCACCAUGGCCCAUGCAGCAGACCACGAAUGACGACGAGCAGCCCCCCUCGAAGGCCCACGCCAAUCUGGCUUUCAACUUUGUCACGGAUUAUCUGAGGCAAUGCGGGCAGGAACUUGAUCCUCAGCUAGCCGCUGCGGUGUCUACAGCCAUCUCCCGAGGGGGGAACUGAACCUGCGACUAAAAAGAGCAACAGAGUUGCCUCGGUGUUCAUUUCGACACGUUCUUUCUGCAUGCAUUUCUCUCCCGCUUUCGAUCUCACCACAUCAUGCAUCCUCAUCACAUAACGCUCUAUCCUCAUGCAUCUCCUUGCUGUCAUCUCAUCGUUAUCAUCCCAUCUGUCGCAUAUUUAGUGUGUGUAGUCUGCCAAGGACGCUUUGUGUUUUGGAGAGCCGAUCCAACGCCUGUUCCGAUCCAUCUAAAUGUACAACAAAUUCGACUUGACUUGCAACGUUACGCUACCGUGAGUAGACGGAAUAGUCGGCGCUUUCAUACAUCUCUGCGUCCUGAAUUCCAUUUCCCGUGCUUUCUUCCAUCUGGGCGUCCGGAGCCACUAAGCUGUUGGCCAUGUGCUGCAGCUCCGCCUCGCCGGCCCGCACCUGCGUGUAGACCCGGCGCAUCUCCGUGGCUUGUUCGCCGGCUUCCUCGUACGAGGAACUGUACUGGCGCAAGCCCUCGAUGAUAUUCGACACCUCCGGUCGGCCGAGCCGAGCCAAGAGAUUCCCUGACUGGAUACAGCUAGCGAGCAUCACUGCAGGGUCCAGUCUCUGCACCCGGAAUUCAGUAUGCAGCAAACAGACCAUAAAAAGGAAGAUGAUCCACCAGAUAGCCAUUCGAAGUCAACACCGCGGCCUGUCCCAUGCUCAGACACGCUGCUGAAAUCGAUCAACGGGGACUCACAAGACCGGCUAUCCGCAGGGCUCCGUGUAAAGCCUCCUCUGCAACCUUGCGCUUGACCAUAUCUAUUUGCGCAUGAUUGGGGACCAUGGUAACGGGCUGGUUCAUCCGUGUGACCUCAUUGAUCUCCUUGAUUCCGAAGUCGUCGAGCGCCAUGAAGAGGAUAACCCACAUCACGUGGUACGUCGCAUCGCUGGCACACGAGGACACGGCCGACACGAAGUCCCAUUCACCUUCAAAGUUGCUGGGUACUCCCACUAUCGCCAGGAAAUCGUCGCGCCACGUGCUGAGAGCAGAUGUUAGCAUGUAGAGCACCUCAAACGGGACCCCGUCCGAUUCUGUUGACGGUCGCCAGAGAUUACGAGAAAUCUGACGGGCCGUGCGGGCGAGAGAGUGCGCAGCACGAUAGUAGCCCUGCGACCACAGUCAGUGGCGAUAACGUGCUUCUGUGCAUGGCAUACUAGAAACUAGAAGACGCUCAGAAGAGAAACCCGAUCAAUAGUUUUAUAGGUACCUCGAGCUGCUCCCUAGGAUCUGUGCGAGAGUCGCCACCUUCCGCGUUGAUAGGAUCCACAGUGUAAAAGUCAAUGUCGUAAUCAUCGUCGUCCAGGACAGGCUUGUGGCGAUAGAAUACAGACCCAUAGGCGUCCGCUGGACUAGAAGGUCAGGGCAUCUUUGACAGAAACACCAGCACACACCGAUGCAGGCCAUCCAAAACGCAAAGAUCAUGGUGCCUCGGGCGUCGGGA